This is a messenger RNA of Impatiens glandulifera, 1953 nucleotides long. Its product is annotated as pentatricopeptide repeat-containing protein At3g26630, chloroplastic-like. Gene Ontology annotation, molecular function: protein binding; RNA binding. The transcript has a single exon. Gene Ontology annotation, biological process: RNA modification. The coding region runs from base 58 to 1392 and encodes 444 amino acids. The record is from RefSeq and is a predicted model, not a curated record. Lineage: Eukaryota; Viridiplantae; Streptophyta; Magnoliopsida; Ericales; Balsaminaceae.
UUCUCUGCAAUAGAAGUUGUAAAUACAGAGUCUUUUCUACAACCACAAUUCAUAUCAAUGGUGACCAGCCUCGCAUUCGUUCUCCCGGGAAGAAACACCCAUCACACCAAAGCCAAUCCCACUUUCAAUUCCCAAGACGCGCUCAAUUUGCUCCGUCACUCUCACAAUCUCAACCAAUUGAAGCGAAUUCACGCCAGAAUCAUCCGAAAUGGUUUAUCUCGCAACGAAUUAGUCGUAAUCAAGAUGCUUCGCUUGUGUUUCUCUUAUAAGGAAAUCGCUUACGCGAGUUUGAUAUUCCAUCACCAUCCAAUCCCAUCCACCUUCGCUUGGAAUCUCAUGAUCAGAGCUCAUACCCUUAAUGGCUGCUCAAUUGAAGCUCACUCUUUAUUUAACCUCAUGAUUUCCCAAGGUAUCCCCCCUGAUAAAUUCACUUUCCCUUUUCUCGUAAAAGCUUCUUUCUCUGUAGAUAGAGCUAGAGAAACGCAAGCUCUCGCUAUCAAAUACGGCUUCUUCAACGACAUCUACGUUCAACACACCUUAAUGGACUUUUACCUUAAAUCAGGUCAUUUAAACUGCGGUCGUAAAUUGUUCGAUAAAAUGCCUUCCAAGAAUACCAUCUCCUGGACAACAAUGAUCAGUGGCCUUACUUCCAACGGAGAUUUAGAAACUGCACAACAACUGUUCGAUGAAAUGCCAAUACGAAACGUAGUUUCAUGGACAACAAUGAUCAAUGCCUACGCCAAAGCCGGACAUCCCCACAAAGUAUUCGAACUGUUCAGGAGAAUGCAGCAAGAAAACGUGAAGCCGAACGAGUUCACAUUAGUGGGUCUGUUAAAUGCUUCCACUAAGCUGGGAUCUCUCAGUUUAGGAAGAUGGGUUCAUGACUAUACACUCAAGAACAAAUACCCAAUUGGAGUUUUCCUUGGAACUGCCCUUAUUGACAUGUACAGCAAAUGCGGUAGCUUGGAAGAUGCGAAAAAAGUAUUUGAUGAAAUGGAAACUAAAAGCAUAGCGACAUGGAAUGCGAUGAUAACUAGCUUAGGGGUGCACAGCCAUGGAAAUGAAGCAAUUGAUUUGUUCUUGAAGCUUGAGAAGAGUAAUGGUAUUGAACCGGAUGAGGUAACUUUUGUGGGGAUUUUAUGUGCAUGCGUACGUAUAAAUGAUUUGGAUAAAGCUAAUUGGUAUUUUAAACAUAUGACUGAACAUUAUGGAAUUGCAGCCAAUUCUGAACAUUUUAGUUGUAUGAUUGAACUCUACAGUGAAGCUAAUAUGCUUGAUGAAGUUGACAGAUUGGUAAUGAGUUUACCUGAUUCAAUCAGAAGGGAAGUUAUAGCAUCCUUGGUUCAAAGAGGAAAGAUAUUGAAUAGCAGCAAUCCAUCUCAAUGUCAAUAAUAUAUUACAGUUGAAUAAACUGUUCGAGUAAAUACAAAUCAUUACACGAGUUGGGAACGACAGGGGAACUAUAUGAUGAAGUAUGUAUGAAACUGUUCGAGUAAAUACAAAGUGAUUACACCCCUGUUUGAACAGCCUCUGUUAAUCCUGUUUUUUUUUGAUAAGAAUUGAUACGAUCUUUAUAAGGCUCCUCCUCUGAAUGAAAUUCAAUGGGAUCCAAAGAGACCAUGUUCUCAUCCAUAGGAUCCCAAGUGCCUGGAUCAAUCAAAAGUUCAAUUGAUUUACUAUCUUCCUUCAACCCUUUGAACGAAAUGCGGCAAAAAGAGGGAAAAUCAUGGACCAACCCCAUCAUCUUCUUCACCCGUAGGCGAGUUGUGAACAGAGGAUUGGGAAACUAUAAGAUGAUGUAUGAAAUGGAGUGUGUUUUUGAGCGGUUUCGCAUAGAGAUUGAAGAGUAGUUAGUAUAGGCUAUUAUUUUCUCAUCUACAUAUCUUAGAUGUCUAGGAUGGUAAUUAAGUUACAUUAUUUGCAAUAGAAACAAAAAUAAAUAAAUGAUUUAUA